Messenger RNA from Centrocercus urophasianus (Greater sage-grouse), 3668 nucleotides. It is a transcript of the gene TMEM168, whose product is annotated as transmembrane protein 168. The transcript is spliced from 5 exons. The record is from RefSeq and is a predicted model, not a curated record. The coding region runs from base 1470 to 3572 and encodes 700 amino acids. Lineage: Eukaryota; Metazoa; Chordata; Aves; Galliformes; Phasianidae.
GGAAGCUCACGCAUUUUGUGUGUGGGACAAACCAAUGCCUUGUAUGAAGCUGUUGUCUGAAUGAAUACCUCCAGCAUUAAUCCUUGUCUUGGAGGAUGCCAGGAAGGUUCCAUGACAGCAGGACAGCACGUGCAGCUCUGCGUAGCAACCAUCAGACAUCAGUGCUGAGAGUUGGAAGAGAAUGUGAAAUGAUUCCUCUGUGUUUGUGGCUCGAAUGAGGGCUAACUGGGAGCUUUGUGUGGAGGAAGAGAGUAUGUGGAAGUUUAAUAGAUGGCUCAAGUGGUCUCCAAAGCGAAUGUUGGUUGUGUUACAAGAAUACAGGAGUAAGCACAGAGCUGUAAUACCUGAUAAGUUGUCACCAAGAACAUGAUAGCUAACUUUGGGCUGUGCGAGCUAUGUAGAGAACAAGUGAAGUGCUUAGAGGCACCUGUAUUACUGGGUGAGGGGCAAAAUAUUACGAGAUCCUAAGUGUUCAGACAGUUAUCAAUUCAGUUUAUAUAUAUAAAUCAUUAAUGAGUACUGUGAAAGGCAUUGCUGAAAUCCAGAGAACUCACAGAGCAUCAUGUAAUAGCCAUCCCUUGUGAGUAGGUUGUGUGUAUUCUGUUUCAAUUAAACAGAUUUUUAAUGCACAAUUCUUUCCAAGUAAUAUCUGCAGUGUACCUUAGGUGAAUUGAAAAUGUUACCAAUCUUAAGUAAUUUAAAAAAUAGGAAUCCUUAGGCUCAGCUUGUCACUAAGCCAGUUACUUAAGGUGGUUUGAUAUUGCAUAUCAGUCUUUGGGGCAACCAAAACGUGUAGGCCAGUCAAUCCCUCAUUUCUGUUCUUGGUGCAUUUAAAGAAACUGGAACAUAAAACUGAAGAGAGAAUGUGACCUUAAGGUAGGAAUUUCAGUCAAAGUGUUCUCUAAUGUUUCUCCUAAUAAAUAAAUACAGUGAAAUACAGACGUUGAUGGAAAUAGAAACAGAAGUUCUCAAAGGAGUUCUCAUUAUGAAAAUUAAUGGUAUUGUUUGUAUGUAAACUUGGUAAGAUUAGACACCCAUAGGAUUGCAGUAGUCCUCAUGUUUCAAAAUUGAGUUCAGACCGGGAAGAAGCAUAUCCUGUAAAAUAUUGAUGAUCUCUAGUGAGAUCUCCAUAGAUCUCACCUAAAAUAUGACUGUGUGUUCUGGGCUGAAUUGGAAACAAGGAAGGUGAUUAUUCCCCUCUACUCUGCCAUCAUGAGGCCCUAUCUGAAAUACUGUGCCCAGGUCUGGGGUCCCCAGCAUUCAGAAGAUGUGGAACUGUGGGAGCAUGUUCAGAGGAAGCCACAAAGGUGGUCAGAGGGCUGGAGCACCUCUGCUACGGCACUUCAAUGAUUCUGGACCACUGUUGCUGAAAUGAUACUACAAAAAGCAGUUGUCACACUGAAUUUGUUGGAUGAAACCCCAAUAUUUUCUUUCACUCAAGUGGGUAAAAACCCCUAACUGCAGUUUACAUGUGUGGGUCAAUACGUUACUGCUUUAGUCAUUGUCUCUAUGCAGCAAUGACAAGGCUGGAAGAAGCAAACAGAGAAGUGAACAUGCAUUCGUCAGUCAGAUAUCUUGGCUAUCUUGCCAGAAUCGACUUGCUGGUUGCCGUUUGUAUGGGCCUUUAUGUCAGGUGGGAAAAAACUGCAGAUGCACUGAUUUUGGUAAUAUUUAUUCUUGGACUGUUUGUUCUUGGAAUUGCCAGCAUACUGUACUACUAUUUUUCAAUGGAAACAGCAAGUUUGAGUCUCUCCAAUCUUUGGUUUGGUUUUUUGCUUGGCCUUCUCUGUUUUCUCAAUAAUUCUGCCUUCAAAAAUGAUGUGAAAGAAGAAGCUACUAAAUAUCUACUCCUUUCUGCCAUUGUUUUGAGGGUACUGUGUUCUUUGGUUGAGAGGAUUUGUGGAUGUAUCCAUCAUCGACCGACUCUGCUGACAACAGUUGAAUUUUUGGAGCUAGUUGGAUUUGCAAUUGCCAGCACAACUAUGCUGGUAGAAAAAUCUAUGAGUAUUAUUCUGUUGGUUAUAGCUUUGGCCAUGCUGAUUAUUGACUUACGUAUGAAGUCUUUUUUGGCAAUUCCAAAUUUGGCCAUUUUUGGAGCCAUUGCAUCCUUACUCUUUUUUCCAUCACUGCAAAUUCCCACAAACCCUUUUGCCUUGGCCUGUUUCUUCAGCUGCCUGAUUUCGGAUCCCCUUCUCGAUGUCUACUUCAGUGGACUUUCAGUUACAGAACGAUGGAAGCCCUACCUGUACCGUGGUAAAAUCUGCAGAAGGCUUUCUGUCGUCUCAGUGGGAGUCAUUGAACUAAUCUUUUUCAUUCUUGCUGCCUUCAAGCUACGGUAUUUGGAUCUCUGGUACUUUGUGAUACCUGGCUUUUCUAUCUUUGGUAUUUUUUGGAUGAUCUGUCACGUGAUCUUUUUUAUAACUCUUUGGGGAUUUCACACAAAGUUAAAUGACUGUCAUAAAGUGUACUAUACCCACUGUGCAGAAAACAACAGCCUUGACAGAGUUAUGGCAUCUAAAGGAAUGCGUCACUUCUGUUUGAUUUCAAAACAGCUAGUAUUUUUCAGCCUUCUCGCAACUGCUGUUUUGGGGGCAGUUUCUUGGCAACCAUCCAACGGGAUCUUCAUGAGUGCAUUUCUCAUUGUUUUGCCUCUGGAGUCCAUGGCUCAUGGGCUGUUCCAUGAGUUGGGGAACUGUCUGGGAGGAACGUGUGUGGGGUAUGCUGUUGUGGUUCCCACCAACUUCUGCAGUCCUGACGGCCAGCCAACUCUUCUUCCACCUGAUCAUGUGCAAGAGUUAAACCUGAGAUCUACAGGCAUGCUUAAUGCCAUCCAAAGAUUUUUUGCAUAUCACAUGAUUGAGACAUAUGGUUGUGACUACUCUACAAGUGGACUGUCCUUUGAUACCCUUCACUCCAAGAUCAAGUCUUUUCUUGAACUUCGGACCGCAGAUGGACCCAGACAUGAUACAUAUAUUUUAUAUUACAGUGGUCACUCACAUGGCUCUGGUGAAUGGGCACUGGCAGGAGGUGAUGCUUUGCGACUUGACACACUUUUGGAGUGGUGGAGAGAAAAGAAUGGCACUUUUUGUUCUCGACUCAUCAUUGUUCUAGACUGUGAGAACUCUCAGCCUUGGGUUAAAGAAGUAAGAAAAGUAAACGACCAGUACGUCGCAGUGCAAGGAGCAGAGAUGGCCAGAGUUGUAGAUGUUGAGGAAGCAGACCCUCCGCAGCUUGGAGACUUCACCAGGCAAUGGGUUGAGUACAACUGUAACCCUGACAGUAACAUCAGCUGGUCAGAAAAGGGACGUACAGUGAAAGCGGUGUACGGCGUGUCGAAACGCUGGAGUGACUAUACUCUGCACUUGCCAACAGGAAGUGAUGUUGCCAAACACUGGAUGAUCUAUUUCCCACGUGUUACCUAUCCAUUAGUGCAUCUGGCAAACUGGUUUUGCGGUCUCAAUAUGUUCUGGGUCUGUAAAGCGUGUUUUAGGUGCUUGAAAAGAUUGAAAAUGAGUUGGUUUCUUCCUACAGUGUUGGACACGGGACAGGGUUUCAAACUCGUCAAAUCCUAAUUAGGAACCAAAGAGAAAAUGAAGUGAGGGCUCUGGGAACUUCCUCACAGGUUUUUUUAUAUGACUGUUUUCUCUGAAUAAAUCUGCUGCACUCAC